Molecule: messenger RNA, 627 nt
Organism: Ipomoea triloba (trilobed morning glory)
Lineage: Eukaryota; Viridiplantae; Streptophyta; Magnoliopsida; Solanales; Convolvulaceae
Product: 7-deoxyloganetin glucosyltransferase-like
Exons: 1
Coding region: 1-627 (208 amino acids)
Molecular function (GO): UDP-glycosyltransferase activity
Source: RefSeq, a predicted model, not a curated record
AUGUGGAAAGAAGAAGAUUGUUUUUUGUGGCUGGAUUCUAAAAAUCCAAAAUCGAUAGUUUAUGUAAACUUUGGUAGCUUGGCAGUUACCAGCCCUGAUAAGGUGGUAGAGUUGGCAAUUGGCCUAUGCAAAAGCCAGCAAAACUUCUUGUGGAUCAUCCGCCCCGAACUCAUUUCCGGCGGCGACUGGUCUGCAAUUCUCUCUCCCGAGUUUAUGGAUACGAUCAAGGGCGGCGGCAAAGGCUAUGUGGUGGGUUGGUGCGAUCAAGAACAAGUGUUGAACCACCCUUCCAUCGGAGGGUUCUUAAGUCACUGUGGAUGGAAUUCAAUUGUAGAAAGUAUAACUGCGGGAGUGGCAAUGAUUUGUUGGUCAUGUUUUGCCGAACAACAAAUAAAUCGAUUGUGUUGUUGCUCUCAAUGGGGGUUUGGUCUAGAGAUAGACCUUGAUGUUAAUAGAGAGAAUGUUGAAAGUGUCGUGAGAGAGCUAAUGGAAGGAGAAAAGGGCAGAGAGGUGAAGCAGAAGGCAAUGUUUUGGAAGAAGAGAGGUGAGGCAGCCACGGCAAUGGGAGGCUCAUCAUUUGUGAAUUUGGAUAAGUUGAUUGGGCAAAUAUUGUUGAGUGAUGGCUGA